Molecule: messenger RNA, 1850 nt
Organism: Ipomoea triloba (trilobed morning glory)
Lineage: Eukaryota; Viridiplantae; Streptophyta; Magnoliopsida; Solanales; Convolvulaceae
Product: galactoside 2-alpha-L-fucosyltransferase-like
Exons: 2
Coding region: 124-1758 (544 amino acids)
Biological process (GO): xyloglucan biosynthetic process; cell wall biogenesis
Cellular component (GO): Golgi apparatus; membrane
Molecular function (GO): galactoside 2-alpha-L-fucosyltransferase activity
Source: RefSeq, a predicted model, not a curated record
CCCGCCCCUACGAUCAAUUUCUCAUCUCUCACUCCGCUACUGUCAACUACGGCCGCCACUGCCCCACUGUUAACUACCACCAUUCCGCCUUAAUUUCAGUGCAUACCCCUAGUGGUGCAGGAAAUGAAGAGAAGUUCCGAUCAUAUCGACGGCGACUCUAUUAUUUCAUCGGGUCUGGAAUGGAAAUGUGGGCUGAAUGUAAAAACCACCGUGGCUCUUCUCCUUUCGCUUCUGUUUCUCGCGUUUCUGGUUCUCAGAGACCCGCCGUCCUCCGAUAGUGUCUGGAAUCGAGUUAAACCACCGAAAGUUAUGGAAGACGAUCAUAUUCUCCGGCCAAACGACGCCCCCGGAGAUAACCUUCUCGCCGGACUUCUCCCUUCUGGAUUUGACCGGAAAUCCUGUCUAAGCCGGCACCAAUCCGUGUUAUAUCACAAGAAACUCAAGCGUCACCCUUCAUCCUAUCUAAUCUCCAGGCUACGAAGCUACGAAGCUCUCCACCGGCGAUGCGGGCCCCACACAGAAUCCUACAAGAACAACGUUGGACGACUCAUCAACUCCGCCGCCAAUAAUAACCACUCCGACGGAUGUAACUACCUCGUAUGGAUAGCCUUCAGCGGUUUAGGAAACAGAAUCUUGACCCUAGCGUCGGCGUUUCUCUACGCCGUUCUUACCAACCGUGUCCUCUUAGUCGAUCCUGGAAACAACAUUAUUCCUAAUCUCUUCUGUGAACCCUUCCCCAACACUUCCUGGUAUCUCCCCAAAGAUUUCCCAUUUUCUAAUCAGUUCAAAACCUUUGAUCAGAACUCCACUUUCUGCCAUGGAUACAUGCUCAAACAUAAUAUUUCUGCGAUUAAUCCGCCUUUCAUCUAUGUCCAUCUCAUAUAUGACAUUGAUCAGCACCAUAAACUAUUUUAUAGUGACAAAGAACAAAUCUUUCUGGAAAAAAUUCCCUGGGUAGUAAUCAGAACUGACGAAUAUUUUGUCCCAUCUCUGUUCUUGAUCCAAUCUUUCAAGAAAGAUCUGGAAAACAUGUUCCCCGACAAAGAUUCCGUGUUCCACCUCCUCGGACGGUAUCUUAUCCAUCCCACGAAUCCUGUCUGGGGGCUCAUUACAAGAUACUACCAAGCUUAUUUGGCCACGGCGGACGAAAAGAUCGGGAUUCAGAUCAGAGUUUUCGAGAGAGAAACCGGUCCUUUUCAGCACAUUCUAGACCAGAUUAUAAGUUGUACUAUGAAACAACAUAUACUCCCACAAAUCUAUCAAGAAGAGGAUUAUUCCAUCUUCAUUGCCGCCAAUUCAUCUGACAUUAUUAAUAUUAAGAACAAGAAAAAGGUGAAAGCUGUGCUGGUGACAUCUUUGAGCCCGUGGUAUUCCGAUCAGAUAAAAAACAUGUAUUCGGAGCAUCCGACGUUGACUGGCGAGGUGGUCGGGAUUUUCCAGCCGAGCCACGAGGAGUAUCAGAGAACGGAGAAUUUAAGGCACAACAUGAAGGCGUUGGCGGAGAUUUAUCUUCUUAGCAUGAGUGAUGUGUUGGUUACGAGCGGAUGGUCUACGUUUGGAUAUGUGGCUCAGAGCCUUGGAGGUUUGCGGCCGUGGAUUUUGUACAAGCCGGAGAAUCGGACGGCUCCUGAGCCGCCGUGCCGGCGAGCUAUGUCCAUGGAACCGUGUUUCCAUGACCCGCCGUCGUACGACGGCGCCGAUCCUCACGUGAAGCCUUGUGAGGACAGAAGCUGGGGGCUUAAGCUCGUCGCGGCAUAGAUGUAUUUAUAUGUAUGUAUACAAUAGCAAAUGACAUGCAAAUUCAUAUACACUCCGGCUCAUUGGUCGGAAAUUCCAUUUUCGUCAGAAAA